GACUUCAAACACGAUAGUAUUGACUAGGUAUCUGAUAACGCUGCAUUCAUUUAAAAAAAAAGAUUAUUUAAGCGAUUUGUAAAAAGAAAAUGCAUUUAUUGAAUUAUAAUGGGGAUAACUAUGUUGUAUUUUACCAUUUGCGGACGCAGAGCCAGUUUAUCCUAGAGGCACAUGUAGCACGUUCUACAGGCCCCGCGCUUCAGGGGGGCCCGCGGUGAGGUGUACAUUUAUUUUUCCCAGGUCAUUUUUCCCCUCUCCCCGACGGGGUUGCAAAAUAUAUAUCCUAGGAAUGGGGCCCCACUGUUAAUUGUGCUACAGACCCCGUGAAUCCUUAAACCAGCUCUGUGUGGAUGUUCAUGCUGGUUAUGCAGCCGCAAAUAUCCAUUUUACUGUCUCCGCUCUGCGUCACCAGUAAAACUCUAUUUGCACCUAUAUAACCAGCAUGAACGUCCGCAAAUGGUCAAAUACAGCGUAGUAAUCCUCUUAAGUAUAUUCCUUGAACUAGAAGUCAACAAAUUGCUUUAACUGAGUCUAUGAAUGUUUUCUUAUGUGCACAUCACACAGAGUGUGAUGGGAAAUACGGCAGUGGUUGUAGCUAUUCCUGCAGUGAAAGAAAGUGUAGAGACCCUUCAGCGCCAUGCGAUCACGUGACGGGAUCUUGUAACGGAGGAUGUCUGGAUGGUUGGCAAGGAGACACGUGCACCACCAAAACUGACUCUGGAAACGAUGUACUACUCAUUGCUAGCAUUGUUGUUGCUGUUGCUGUCGUGAUCAUCGUCGUGAUCAUCGUGGUGGUGUUUUUCAGAUGGAGGAGGAGGCGAAUACGGAAAGAUAAUUCCCACGAAACACUUGUUUUGGGAAGACCUUCAAGAAACACGGAGAUCUGCUAUCUGAUGAUAAGAUAUCCAGUUUAUACACAAAACUGCUGUACCAUGGAGUACUUAAGUAAGAAAUGUCACGUGACGAUAUGUGUCACCAGCUGA
This is a messenger RNA of Gigantopelta aegis, 983 nucleotides long. RefSeq names its product multiple epidermal growth factor-like domains protein 10. The record is from RefSeq and is a predicted model, not a curated record. Lineage: Eukaryota; Metazoa; Mollusca; Gastropoda; Neomphalida; Peltospiridae. The transcript has 4 exons. The coding region runs from base 534 to 983 and encodes 149 amino acids.